GUGAACUGAAACUACGUCAUCGCUUUUCCGCCAUGCUAACUGUUGAAUAGCUGCAGUCCGCCUAUCCGCGAUUUCUCCACAAUGUCUGUUAAAUUAAACGCUUUGACUAGUGAUUCUUACAUCGAUGUUAGUCAAUACAGAGACCAGCAUUUUAAGGGUAACCGCUAUGAUCAGGAGAAGCUGCUGAAGCAGAGCCACACUUUAUAUGUUGGGAAUCUCUCCUUCUACACCACUGAGGAGCAGGUACACGAGCUGUUUUCUAAAAGUGGAGACGUCAAGCGCAUCAUCAUUGGUCUGGAUAAAGUCAAGAAGACAGCCUGCGGAUUCUGCUUUGUAGAAUACUACACACGUGCAGGCGCAGAAAAUGCCAUGCGCUUCAUUAAUGGCACACGACUGGACGACCGUAUCAUCAGGACAGACUGGGACGCCGGCUUCAAGGAGGGGCGGCAGUACGGCCGCGGCAAAUCUGGAGGACAGGUGAGAGAUGAGUACAGGCAGGACUACGACCCAGCCAGAGGUGGCUACGGUAAGCUGGCUCAGCAGCAUCGACCCACAGAGGCAAUACGCAAUACUUUUUAGACUGAACCCCACCGCAGCAGCCUGCCUGGAUUACACAGAGCCCCGCCCUCCCUCCUGGACUGGUAUUAAUUCUUCAGCAAUGUCACAACAUGCUACCAUAGAUUGUUUGUCCCAAUGUCACCAUAAAAAACUCGACAGCAGGCCUGCAUGGGCCGCAGAAAUAAGCAGCUGGUAUUUCUUUCUUUUGGAGGCUUGUUUUCAGUUCUUACUACCUCUGUGACUUCUGUACCUGCUAUCAGUCUACAUGGUAGCUCAGGCCAGACCCCAAAGUUACUGCAUGAUAAUUAGUGAUGUUUUCAUUGUCCUGCAUAUAGAAAUGCCAUUCUUUUCCCUACAGGCUGGAAAGGCUCUGAUAGCAUGUAGUGACGGGGUUGAAGACAACAUGUUCUGAUGAACUAAUAAAAAGGAAGCGUUCGGUUAUCGUCUGACUGAUUUCCAUGAAUGAAACGUGUCCCAAAUUGUGCAUACUUUUUCAAAUAAAGAUUUUUUUGACAUUUU
Messenger RNA from Siniperca chuatsi (mandarin fish), 1077 nucleotides. RefSeq names its product nuclear cap binding protein subunit 2 (gene ncbp2). The record is from RefSeq and is a predicted model, not a curated record. Gene Ontology annotation, cellular component: nuclear cap binding complex. Gene Ontology annotation, molecular function: RNA cap binding. Lineage: Eukaryota; Metazoa; Chordata; Actinopteri; Centrarchiformes; Sinipercidae. The transcript is spliced from 5 exons. Gene Ontology annotation, biological process: mRNA cis splicing, via spliceosome. Bases 82 to 579 code for a protein of 165 amino acids.